UUCAUUAAUUGUCAUUGCAUUAUCAUCUUCAAAAUUCACAAUGUCAAAUCUCUCAAUUCGCGCAUCAUGCACAAACCGUAUAAUAACCAGUAUAUCACAAAGAUUUCAACACAACAACCCAUCAGCAGUUGAGGUAAAAAAGAAGGAGGAAGAGUUAACAAAUAUUUUAGCAAAGAAAUUUCCGAAUGCAAAGAAAAUCGAUGUAAAUGAUGUUUCUGGUGGAUGCGGGUCCAUGUUCGACGUUGUUAUUGCUUCCGACGAUUUUAAGGAUAUGAAUUUAGUGAAGCAACAUCAAAUGGUGACCAAUGCUUUAAAAGAAGAAAUCAAAUUGCUUCAUGGAAUUAGGAUACAAACGAAGUUAGAACAUGAUACAAUUGACGCAAUGAAAAAGAACAACGAAGUAUUGAUAAGUAUAUUAAGAAAAAAUUUUCCUAAAGCAAAAAAAAUUGAUGUGAAUGAUAUAUCUGGCGGAAAUGGAUCUGUUUACGACGUUACAAUCGCUUCUGAUGAUUUUAAAAACACGAGUUUUUCAGAGCAAAAUCAAUUGGUGUCCGAUUCUGUAGAAGAAGCAAUUAAUUGGCUUCGUGGGAUUAAAUUGCAAACAAAGUUUCAGCUCUCCCAUUCGUGCGAAAUUGAAGCAAAAAUGAAAAAAAUGGUUUUAAUAAGUACACUAACUAAGAAAUUCCCGAAUGCUGAGAAAAUCGAUGUAAACGAUGCUUCCGGCGGAUUCGGAUCUAUUUUCGACGUAGUCAUCGUUUGUAACGAAUUUGAAGAUGUACCUUUGAUGACACUAAAUCAAAUGGUAACAGACGCGUUAAAAGAUGAAUUUAAACUGUUUCAUGGAACUAGAAUACAAACAAAGUUUUUGCAAUGUACACCUGAAGAGGAUUUAAAAAAGAAAUUGAUUAGUAUAUUAAUAAAGAAAUUUCCGAAUGCUUAUAAACUCGAUGUAAGUUAUCGCAAUUCUACGUUUGAUGUUGUCAUCGUUUCUGAUGAAUUUAAGAAUAUAAGUUUGGCGAAGCAACAUCAAAUGGUGAUAAAUGCUUUAAAAGAAGAAAUGAAAUUACUUCGUGGGUAUAAAAUACAAACGAAAUUGGUGCCAACAAUGUGAUUCAGUUUCAUAUUUCAUUCCCAUUUCAUUUUAUAAUAAAAUACAUAUAUA
Messenger RNA from Onthophagus taurus, 1162 nucleotides. RefSeq lists its product as uncharacterized. Lineage: Eukaryota; Metazoa; Arthropoda; Insecta; Coleoptera; Scarabaeidae. Gene Ontology annotation, cellular component: mitochondrial matrix. The record is from RefSeq and is a predicted model, not a curated record.